This is a messenger RNA of Blastocystis hominis, 357 nucleotides long. RefSeq lists its product as hypothetical. Gene Ontology annotation, molecular function: methenyltetrahydrofolate cyclohydrolase activity; methylenetetrahydrofolate dehydrogenase (NADP+) activity. Gene Ontology annotation, biological process: tetrahydrofolate interconversion. Gene Ontology annotation, cellular component: cytosol. The transcript has 2 exons. The record is from RefSeq and is a predicted model, not a curated record. The coding region runs from base 1 to 357 and encodes 118 amino acids. Lineage: Eukaryota; Bigyra; Opalinata; Blastocystidae.
AUGAGAGCUGGUCUAGCCGUGAUUCGUGUUGGAAAUCAAAUGGAAAUGGAACGUUAUGUGUAUGCCAAGCGGCAGCUGGCAUUCUCUCUUGGAAUCGAUUUCAAAGAAUACACUUUUUCCGAUUCUGCCACAACUGCAGAGAUCCAGCAGUGCAUCACCGACUUGAAUCAUUCCAAGGAGGUAAAUGGAAUAAUCGUUCAACUACCAUUGCCUAAGUCGGUGAACACGCAGUCCAUUUUGAAAACCAUUUCUCCAGAGAAGGAUGUAGAUGGUUGUCAUCCACUGACGCAGGGUCAACUACUUGCCUCCCACUAUGGCAAUGUGGAUAUUUUCUUCUUCUUCUUUGGUGAGGAAUAG